Messenger RNA from Sorex araneus (European shrew), 2506 nucleotides. It is a transcript of the gene SPPL2C, whose product is annotated as signal peptide peptidase like 2C. Gene Ontology annotation, biological process: membrane protein proteolysis. The transcript has a single exon. The record is from RefSeq and is a predicted model, not a curated record. NCBI's taxonomy places the organism in Eukaryota, Metazoa, Chordata, Mammalia, Eulipotyphla, Soricidae. Gene Ontology annotation, molecular function: aspartic endopeptidase activity, intramembrane cleaving. Gene Ontology annotation, cellular component: Golgi-associated vesicle membrane; lumenal side of endoplasmic reticulum membrane; cytoplasmic side of endoplasmic reticulum membrane. Bases 1 to 2085 code for a protein of 694 amino acids.
AUGCCAUGCCAGGGACUCCUCCCGCUCCUCCUCCUCCUCCUCCUGGCCCACACCACGGUCCGAGGGGAGUACGGCGUGGUCCACGUGGUGGCGGGGACGUGGAGCAAGGACUACUGCAUCCUCUUCAGCUCCGGCCGUGUCACCCUGCCCAGGGAGCUGCGCCACGCCCCGCUCCUGCCCCUGCACGAUGGCACCACCACCUCCUGGUGCCCAGGCGAGGCCGCCUCCUCCUCCUCCUCCUCCCAGGCCCUGGCCCGCGCCCCCCGGCCCCUCCACCACACCACCGCCAUGGUCCUGAGAGGCAACUGCAGCUUCCACGCUAAGGGCUGGCUGGCUCAGGACCACGGCGCCCACGGGCUGCUCAUCGUCAGCCGGGCCAACAGCCAGCCGUGCUCUGACACCCCCCCGACCCCCCAGGAGCCCCUGAAGGCCCCGCCCGACCUGGCCAUCCCCGUGGCGGUGCUGCGCUAUGCUGACAUGCUGGACAUCUUCAGCCACGCGUCUGGCCGCCCCGCCCCGGUCCGCGUGGCCCUCUAUGCGCCCCCCGAGCCCAUCCUCGACUACAACAUGGUGAUCAUCUUCAUCCUGGCCGUGGGCACCGUGGCCGUGGGUGGCUACUGGGCUGGCGUGACCGAAGCUGACCGGCUGCAACGGCACCGGGUCCACGGAGGCGGAGGCGGGGGACCCAGUGGUGACCCCCACACCGAAACCGCCGGGGCCCGGGCCGGGCCGCUGGAGGACUAUGACGAAGAUGCGCCCGUGGACUUCUCCCCGGCCAUGACGGGCGCCGUGGUGGCCAUGUCCUGCUCCAUCAUGCUGCUGCUCUACUUCUUCUACGACCACUUCGUCUACGUCAUGAUCACCAUCUUCGGCCUGGGCGCGGCCACCGGCCUCUACGGCUGCCUGGCGCCCCUGGUGCGCCGCCUGCCCCUGCAGCAGUGCCUGUGGGCCCUGCCCGGCCACCGCACCUGCCUGCCGCUGCCGCUGCUGCUGCUGGCCGGCCUGUGCACCACGGUGACCGCCCUCUGGGUGACCUACCGCAAUGAAGACCGCUGGGCGUGGCUGCUGCAGGACGCGCUGGGGGUGGCCUACUGCCUCCUGGUCAUGCGGCGCGUGCGGCUGCCCACGCUCAGGAACUGCACCUCCUUCCUGCUGGCCCUGCUGGCCUUCGACGUCUUCUUCGUCUUCGUCACCCCGCUGUUGACCCGCACGGGCGAGAGCAUCAUGGUGGAGGUGGCCUCGGGCCCCGCCCACUCCCUGAGCCAGGAGCGGCUGCCCAUGGUGCUGAAGGUGCCGCGGCUGCGGUUCUCGGCCCUCACGCUGUGCGACCGGCCCUUCUCCAUCCUGGGCUUCGGGGACAUCGUGGUCCCCGGCUUCCUGGUGGCCUACUGCCACCGCUUCGACGUGCAGACCCGCUCCCGCCAGGUCUACUUCGUGGCCUGCACCGUGGCCUAUGCCGUGGGGUUGCUGGUCACCUUCCUGGCCAUGCUGCACAUGCAGAUGGGCCAGCCCGCCCUGCUCUACCUGGUGUCCAGCACGCUGCUCACCAGCCUGGCCGUGGCCGCCUGCCGCCAAGAGUUCACGCUCUUCUGGACAGGCCAGGUCAGAGCCAAGUGCCCUGCCCGGCUCCUGCCCGGGCAGUGCCGGGUCCCUGCGGCCAGCUCGGGGCGGAGGGGCCCGGCCAGUGAGCUGGAGGGCUCUGCCGAGCACCGGCCCCUGGCUGCAGGCGACAACCGGGAGGAGGAGGAGGAGGAGGAGGAGGAGGAGGAGGAGGAAGAGGAGGAGACAGCCGAGAUUAUCACCAUCUCCGAGGACGAAGCCAGCGGCCUGGGGAGCCCCAGUGAGAGCUCGGAGGGCUGGAGCGACACCGACCUAGACGCCGCGGCCGGGGCCUCCGACGAGCGGCUGCCGCUGGUGCCCGUGGCCAUGCUGAUACCGCUCGUGCCGCUGCUGCCCCCACCCUCGGAACUGGGCCACGCCCACCCACAGACCCAGGCCCGGGACACCAGCCUGCCCUGGAUGGGCUUCCACAAGAGAAGGGGCCUGCACGUGAAGAGGAGCAGAUCCAGCCAGGCGCCCCUGUGAGCGUGAGCGGCCGCCCCGUCACGCCCCUCGGCCCGACCCGGCGGGGAGCCACGGCGCGGAGAGAAAUCGGGGCAUUAAAGACAUUCACUACUCCCCCUGCCCUAGCUCUUUGCUUGCCAGGCCGUCGGGAGGCCUCACCAAACACGGCCGGGCUGGCACCGUGCCCCCCAACCUGGCAGGGGCACACACAGAUAGAGAGGCCCGCAGAGGGCCCGGGACCCGAACGGAACUUCAAGCCAAGUCAGGAUUCGCUUCCAGAACGUAACCGGGCAGCGGAUCCUUCCACGCCCACCCCAGCCCCAGCUCCCCGCCGUGGCCUUCCACAGCCCCUGCCCUGUCCUGCAGCCUCUGACCCCACUGCCCCCAUGCUCACGUGGCCACGCCACCCCUGCCACACCCUUGUUCUAGAACAUGCCCUCCC